Molecule: messenger RNA, 2169 nt
Organism: Tupaia belangeri chinensis (Chinese tree shrew)
Lineage: Eukaryota; Metazoa; Chordata; Mammalia; Scandentia; Tupaiidae
Product: butyrophilin subfamily 1 member A1
Exons: 11
Coding region: 1-1881 (626 amino acids)
Biological process (GO): T cell receptor signaling pathway; regulation of cytokine production
Cellular component (GO): external side of plasma membrane
Molecular function (GO): signaling receptor binding
Source: RefSeq, a predicted model, not a curated record
AUGGCUAUUGAGAUGAGGACUAUUGCCGAGGGAAUGGGAAACAAAAAGUCUUUAUGUUCCAUUCUUGUCUUUACCCCAGCUACUUUCAGGACCUCCCUUAUACUGAUCCCUGCACUGGGAAAGAUGAGAGGUUCUCUGGAUUUCUCUCUGCCAAGCAACCUCUUUCGUAUCCUGCUUUUCCAGGUGUCUAUGUGGGUCACCGGUUCCAUUCUUGUCUUUACCCCAGCUACUUUCAGGACCUCCCUUAUACUGAUCCCUGCACUGGGAAAGAUGAGAGGUUCUCUGGAUUUCUCUCUGCCAAGCAACCUCUUUCGUAUCCUGCUUUUCCAGGUGUCUAUGUGGGUCACCGAUUCGUUCUCGGUGAUCGGCCCCCUGGAGCCCAUCGUGGCCACACUGGGCAAGGACACUCUUCUGCCCUGCCGUGUGUCUCCAGCCAUGAGUGUGGAGAACAUGGAGCUGCGCUGGUUCCGCUCCCAGUUCUCAGAGGCUGUGUAUGUGUACCAGGACGGAAAGGAGCAGGUGGGAGAACAACUGGUGGACUUCAAAGGGAGAGUAGAGUUGGUGAAAGAUCACAUCUCUGAGGGAAGAGUAGCUGUGAGAAUCCGCAAUCUCCAGGUCUCAGACCACGGAAUGUACAAGUGCUUUUUUAAAAAAGGCAGUGAUUUUGAAGAAGCCGAUUUGGAGCUAAAGGUGAUAGGCCUGGGUUCUAGUCCUCAUAUCCUCAUUGUGGGUCUGGAAGAUGAAGGAAUAAAGCUGACAUGCAAAGGUCAAGGAUGGUUUCCCCAGCCUGAAGUACAAUGGAAGAAUGAAAAGGGAGAGAAGAUUCCAACUCUGUCUGAGAAAGAAAUCCAAGAUGACGAUGGGUUGUUUCAGAUAGAGUCAUCCCUCGUUGUAAGGGACAGCUCGAAGAGAAAAGUGUCCUGCUCCAUAAAGACCCCCUUCUCUGAACAAGAGAAAGUGGAAACCAUUUCUAUCCCAGAGCCCUUUUUCCCUAGGACUUCUCCCUGGAAGGUGGCAUUGGCUGUGACUUUCCCUAUAUUUGUGAUUUGUGUGUUCGCUGCUCUGUUUUGGGUCCGUAAAGAAAAACAGAAAUAUAGGAUCAUAUGUAAAGCCAAGGAAGAAAAGGAGGAAGAAAGUAAAGCCAAAGAAUUACUUAAAAAAGAACUUGACAGGAGAAAGGAAUUGUAUCUCCAAGACUGGAGAAAAGCAAAAUUAUAUGCUGACUGGAGAAAGGAACAGUUCCAAGCAGUUGAUGUUUUGUUGGAUCCAGCCACAGCUCAUCCCAACCUCAUCCUGUCUCAGAAUGGAAGACAUGUUUCUACAGGACAUGAAGUUGCUGAGAACGGCGGUGCCCCGACACACCAAGGGCAGUCUGACACCAUCUUCAGUGUUCUGGGUCAAAACUGCUUAACUGCAGGGAGACAUUAUUGGGAAGUAGAAGUAAAUAGGGGGACAGAAGUUGAAUCUGGAACUAGGUGGGCUCUGGGUGUUUGCUCACAGACAGUGAAGAGAGAGGGGUGGUUUAAAGAAAGUCCUGAGAAGAAUUUCUGGGUCCUGGCAUGGGAGGAAGGGAAAAUCAUGAUUCCCACCUCCAAACUAGAAAUUCCGCCACUGAAGCAGCACCCCCACAGGAUAGGAGUUUUCCUGGACUGGGACGGUGGGGACGUGUCCUUUUACAACAUGCUUGAUGGGUCUCACAUUUACUCCUUUGCUGGAAUCGUCUUCAAUGGGGUCCUCUGUCCUUAUUUUAGCAUUCAGGGUGCUGGCGCAUCUAUGACCAUACUCUUAGCUUCAGAUGGCAUUGAAAACUGUCCUGAUUCUUCUCAGAAGCCCUCUGACACAGUUGUCCCUCAAGAAACCAAGCCUUUAUUACCUUCCUAAGAAGCCACAGGAUCAGCCUCUCUGCACCUCUGCUGCCUCUACUUAAGUUUCUUGUAGGAAUGUUAUCCAAGAAAGCUGUACGUGGGUGCAGAGUAGAUCAGAUUCACCAGCUGUGAUUGCAGCCUGCUUCCAAGAGGGGAGGCAGGAAGAGAAAGAGGACACCUGGGGAACAUCUAGAGAAAUGUCCCUUGAUGUUACCAUUAUGGAAAUACUACCUCUCUGUAGGCAGCAGCAAUCAGUCACAGAAAAAGUCUAAACAGGCCGGCCUGCUGCAAUGGGUGCCUGGGG